This is a messenger RNA of Aspergillus bombycis, 1899 nucleotides long. Its product is annotated as fungal specific transcription factor domain-containing protein. Gene Ontology annotation, biological process: DNA-templated transcription. The record is from RefSeq and is a predicted model, not a curated record. The transcript has 4 exons. Gene Ontology annotation, molecular function: zinc ion binding; DNA binding. Bases 1 to 1899 code for a protein of 632 amino acids. Gene Ontology annotation, cellular component: nucleus. NCBI's taxonomy places the organism in Eukaryota, Fungi, Ascomycota, Eurotiomycetes, Eurotiales, Aspergillaceae.
AUGACUCGUCCUGGGACAAAAUACCGCCAUUUUUGCAUGACGAAACCAUCAGUUCCUGGACGGCAGAGAAAUGUAUCGCUUGACAGUCCGAAUACAACCUUUCUAUCAAGUCAUUUACAUUCAUCCGAGAUCACACAGGGGAAGCCCAAUGAAGAGCAGCUUGGGAAACCUGGAGUUCCCGGAUUUGUAUCGACUUCCCCCAAAAUCUCGCCUGGAACAGAUAAAGGCUGGAUAGUUCCGUCUACAUCUAGUUUUACCAUAGCAGCCCACUACCUUGAGGUCCUAUAUGCGUCUUAUUCACAUUACAAGGACCUCAUCUUCAACUAUCUUGACCGCAGCCGAUCUUUCGUCAUCCCCCGGCCUUUAUUAUUCGAGCUGUUCUCGACUCUGUAUGAUGAUAUAAAAGCAGGGGUAGAUCUUUACGCUGGCUUAACCCAGAACACACGCAAGUCCCUUCCCCCCAUAUCUGUAAAUACCACUGUAGAAGAAUUUUGUGGGUGGUUCAGAGGAGUCAAUCUUCGAUGGGAACUUCUUGGGGUUGUUUUCGCCCUUGCGGGUCUCGCUUCAGUUCAUACUGCUGAGCCACAGAAGCCACUUGGCUAUGAAUCCUUUGCUACGAAUAUGUACACAGCCAGCAGAGCAUGUAUCGAGAUAUGUGAAGAAUUUAACCAGUUGAACGACAUGACCACUUGGAUGCGGCAUACAAAUGUUGCUUUAGCAUCAAACGUGUUUGGGGAUACAAGCAGUAUCCUAUAUCGUUGCUUCAGCUCAUUAACUGCGGAGCUAUUCACUUUGAGAUAUCACCGCCAGAUAUCAUUACAGUCUGAUGUACCUUUCUUCAUGUCUGAAACUCGCAAGAGGCUCUUUGCUGCAGCAGUUUGUCGAGACAUGAACCUUGCAACACUCCUUGAAAGGCCACCAUUCAUUGACUGUAACUUCUGUGAUAUAAUAUAUCCACUCGAUCUGGAUGAAGAAGAGAUAGUGCUGGUUGGAAGUGAGCUUAAUGCAGCCCUAGAAAAAUUGGAUGAGGACGGUUGGAAGAUCUCCUUUGAGAGAGAAAAAUUACUUCGACCAGCAACAGGAAUACGAAUUCGUUUUGCAUUAUCAAGCCUUCGAGCCAAGAUACUACGACUAUCACUAGGAAACCGGAGGGAAUGCAUGACCAAGCAGCACCUAGAGUUAUACCAAGAGUACGAAAAUAUCUGGGCUAGAGUCCCAAUGCAAUACCGCUAUAGGAGUGAUGUCUGGGACUACCUGAGCCCGAGAUCAUGUGUUGUGCUCUUGAGUGCUCAUUUAGAUCAUCUUCACUGUGGCUUUCAGAUCCUACGAAUGCUCCAACAGGAAGGCCAAGACACACUUACCACUAUUCUGGAUACUUCAAUGAGACUGCUCUCAGGCAUGCUUGACUUGAUGAAGCAACAAGAGCGAUUUAUUGAGUUGCGAGAGAGGUUCACAUGGAUCUUUCUGUUCUAUGGUCUUCCUGGUGCCGGUACUCUCGCAACGGAACUUCACCAACACACGCUUAAGGGACUCCCUUUGCCUUCUUCUAUUCCUUGUUCCCGUAUAGUCCGUGAUUUGAGUGUUGCAAUCUCGUGGGUUGAGAAACAGAACUCACGAAACCGCUCCGAUUACCAGCUAUGUCUUCAAAUAAGCAAGGUGAUCAGUCGACUUUUAGAUGAUACUCUGAAUCAGGGUCUAAUCUCAGCGAGAGAUACCAAUAGUCAAUUGGAGAAGGUGCAGCCAGAACAGCAGGUGGCAGAAGGUUUUCACAUUGACCGAUCUUCGGAUGGUUCGGAUGAGUCUCAGUCAUUACCUGAGCCAUUUACUAGCGAGGACUUCCUCAAUUGGAUUGACGAUCUGGUAUGGGAUGGACAAACUAACAUUAGUAUGGGAUUUUGA